Sphaeroforma arctica JP610 is the source of this 188-nucleotide messenger RNA. RefSeq lists its product as hypothetical. The record is from RefSeq and is a predicted model, not a curated record. The transcript has a single exon. NCBI's taxonomy places the organism in Eukaryota, Ichthyosporea, Ichthyophonida. The annotation marks the transcript as partial.
GCGGAGUGCAAGGCCUAUGCUACGGCUGUGGUGUGGGUGUUGUGGGUCUGUUUGCUAAGCCUCUGAGUGGUCUGGUAGAUAUGGGCUCUAACCUCGUGGCUGCCGUAGCGCUGACAUUUGACCCAAAUCUCUACGGAGGGCCCCAGGCCAUGCGCGUGCGGGUGCCCAGGUUUACGCCGGUUGAUCAG